AUGGAUCCUCGAGGGUAUAACCUGAAGAGGCGAAGGCCCUACACUUUGGAGGAGUCGCCCAGUGAGCCAGUGCUCCAUGGGUCAGUCCCCAGUGUUGCGUCCUCGGCUGUUGAUAUUGCUCAAUUCUCCCCAACAAACGACUUCAUAUUACAACAAGCUGCAUCUGUGUUGAACGUCCCGGUCGAAAGACUGUUGAAUUUCUCGCGAUACCAAGAACGGGAUUUCAUCCUAGGACAAGCUGCUCGAACACUUCACGUAUCUGUGGACAGCCUCCUCGACUUCAGUCGUCAACAGCACCAAGCACAGGGUAGCAAAAGGCUUCGCUUGGAUGCAGAUCUCGCCAUGUCUUCACAAUUUCCCAACACCGUCGCAAUCCCAGAUAGGAGCGAGAAGGCCUUGGCUCACCAGCACCGUCACACCAUCAAUGAUCCCGUGCGUCGUCCACAGCCCGAGCUCCCACAAGCCCAGACCUCCUCGUUCAUGGGCUGGACGAAUUCCAACCUCGGGUCUCAGCUAGGCUCUCAACUUGCGGAUUGUUUUGCUAGUUUUUCAGUUUGCCAACCAACAUCAACGUAUGAACCUCAACCAACGUGUCCCACCACUGCACCAAUGCCGCCGUACGGGUAUUCCGACAACAAGGCAUACGCCGACGGCAGUGGCCCGGCCAUUCAGCGGCAGAGUUCCAGCCUCCCGAAUGUCUCUUCAGAACAGACAGGGAGUGUGAACCUGUUUGUUGAUACAAACCCCGGGUUCCCUAGCCCUUACUUGCCCAAUUAUCCAUCAUUACAGCCGUCCCGCAGCUCCAAAGCCCAACCGACAACAAGCAGGGAGGCCAUGUGUUACCCUGAGAACCCACAAGUUGCACCCUGUUUCGAAUCGGGCACAGGACAAGCCGCGAAGACCGCAGCCCUUUCACACGGUCCAAAGUUGGCGAGCCAUGACGGUUACGCAGCAGGCAUAAUGACGCUUAGGGACACUCCAGGGUUCACCCGACAAGCGGUUGCCAGCAGUCUAUUGUCAUCCUAUAGUCAGGCCCCCAGCUGCAGCCGAUCUGACUCCCUGAGCGUCGCUGAUCCGCCUCAACUGCACUUGCAAGCGAAUACCACCAAUCCAGAGUUCGUCUUCCCCAACCAGCGUCCACCAGCCGCCAAACGUGGGCCUUUCAAGGAUCGUAUAGAGCGACAGAAGACGGCGAACACGAGGAAAAUCGGAAGUUGUAUCAGAUGUAGGAUGCAACGCAUACGGUGCAACGCCGAUCCCGAAGACGAGAAGGGAACUUGUCUCACAUGUCAGAAAGUAUCGGCGAGCAAAAUAUGGCGGCUGCCCUGUCUUCGACUGAAGAUCAAUGACGUUCUCCUUUCCAAGCCUGGCCAGGUUCAAGGUCACGAGUGGACGCUUCGGUGGAAAGAGAACCACAUGUUUGACGAGAUCGAGAACUGGGCGUCGCCAGACAUCAAGAUCAUUCAUGUGUCUGAGGGAUAUACAGCCAGCUCCGUCGAAUUACGUGUACGUGAGUUCGUCCCUCAGGAAGGCGAUAGGCUCCAACGUUCAUGGGUCACGGAGACGGGAGAGACCAGGUGUGUUGAAAUCCCGCCCUAUGCGCUGGUGGACUUGGACAAGGCCAGAACUGCAUACAGCGAGUACAUAAAGACUGGCUUGGUGGAAUGCUGCAAAAAGAUCCUGGGACCUCGGGAGAAGUUGCUUUGGCAGACGUACGGCAUGGCGUUGAGGCUGGCAACCGAUCCUAAAUCGUCCCCUCAGGAAAGGAAUCUGUUGACAUCCACGCUGGACUUGUGGAUGUCGAUCCGCCUCACUACCAAAUCCUUCGAGAUCGUUGGGAGUGAAAGGCUGGGCAUGCCCGAGAAUCUCAUGGACGAGAGCAGUCCACUCCCAGGGAAGACCCCACUUCCGCCGGUAAUGGGUGCACAGCUCGACAUGAUCCUGAUCCACCAGAUCCAAACCAAGCUACGGCAAGAAACUCUCGAAAUGCUGCAAAAGAUGACCCAAGAGAACAAGCAGAGAACAUGGCUCACGACGUACCUGGUCACCUUCAUACUGCUGCACAACAUAGCUCUUGUCAUUAAGCAUGAUGCUAGCUAUGCACGAAAGCAUGGCCUCAAAAGGCGCUUUGCGCGGGAGGACAGAGUGAAGCAGUACUACCUAGGUGAGCUCGCUAGCCCUCUGAAGCCGGCAACGAUGUCAGCCUGCGUGAAGGCCCCUGGUCAUGCUUUGCUUACAAUCCAUGCAGGCGCGACAACUCUGUUGGCAUAUUUCCACUACUGCAACAAGGGCGUCUUCCCCUUCUCUACAACCUGCAAGCCAGUGGAUCUUCGAAACCUCGCGGAACUGGAUGAUUCGGCCGUCCAAUUUGUUCAUUACACUCGGCGGUAUGCCGCGGAUCACAGUAAGACACCCCCGUGGUUCAUAUGUGCAAUCCACACCUUCACGCAUGUCCCUUGUCCGGCCCUGAUGACCAGGCUCGGGGCCUAUACCUUAUUCCAACACCCCUCUCACCCCUCCCCUACUGUACUGUACCCCUUUGAGAAGGGCUGCAGGGAACGUCGUCUUCUUGCGUAUCGAACACAGCUGACAUGGCCUCGUGCGCCCUUCUCUGCAGGAAAACAAUGGGCAGAUGUGUGGGCACUCAAGGAUUGCGAGAACGACUAUUACUUUGUCAGUCAGCUUUUCGAGCAGAACUGGCUACCCCGGACGAUGGAUUAA
Molecule: messenger RNA, 2721 nt
Organism: Thyridium curvatum
Lineage: Eukaryota; Fungi; Ascomycota; Sordariomycetes; Thyridiales; Thyridiaceae
Exons: 5
Coding region: 1-2721 (906 amino acids)
Biological process (GO): regulation of DNA-templated transcription
Molecular function (GO): zinc ion binding; DNA-binding transcription factor activity, RNA polymerase II-specific
Source: RefSeq, a predicted model, not a curated record